Pteronotus mesoamericanus is the source of this 1169-nucleotide messenger RNA. It is a transcript of the gene YIPF2, whose product is annotated as Yip1 domain family member 2. NCBI's taxonomy places the organism in Eukaryota, Metazoa, Chordata, Mammalia, Chiroptera, Mormoopidae. The record is from RefSeq and is a predicted model, not a curated record. Bases 75 to 1016 code for a protein of 313 amino acids. Gene Ontology annotation, biological process: vesicle-mediated transport. Gene Ontology annotation, molecular function: small GTPase binding. Gene Ontology annotation, cellular component: membrane; Golgi apparatus. The transcript has 10 exons.
GGCCGCGCAGGCGCAGAAAGCCGUGGCCACGCCGGCUGAGACGGACUCAGAGCGGGAUGCGGUGACGCCCCUGGAUGACCAUGGCAGCGGGCGACGAGCUGGCCUUCCACGAGUUCGAGGAAGCCACUAAUCUGCUGGUGGAGACCCCAGAUGUGGCCACUACCAGAAGUGAUCAGCUGACCCCAAAGGGGCAUGUAGCUGUGGCUGUGGGUUCAGAUGGCAGCUAUGGUGCAGAGGACGAGGUGGAAGAAAGUGACAAGACCAUGCUUCUACAGGAGGAGAAGCAGCAGCCGGGAUUCUGGACCUUUGGCUACUAUCAGAGCUUCUUUGAUGUGGACACCUCACAGGUCCUGGACCGGAUUAAAGGGUCACUGCUGCCCCGGCCUGGCCACAGUUUUGUACGGCACCAUCUGCGGAAUCGCCCAGACCUGUAUGGCCCCUUCUGGAUCUGUGCCACGCUGGCCUUUGUCCUGGCCAUUACCGGGAACCUGACAGUGGUGCUGGCCCACAGGAGGGACUCCUCCAUUCACUACAGCCCCCAGUUCCACAAGGUGACUGUGGCCGGCAUUGCCAUCUACUCCUACGCCUGGCUGGUGCCUUUGGCGCUGUGGGCCUUCCUACAGUGGCGCAAGGGUGUCCGGGAGCGCAUGGGGCCUUACACCUUUCUGGAGACCGUGUGUGUCUAUGGCUACUCCCUCUUCAUCUUCAUCCCCACUGUGGUCCUGUGGCUGAUCCCUGUCCCAUGGCUGCAGUGGCUCUUCGGGGUGCUGGCUCUGGCCCUGUCAGCCGCUGGCCUGGUGUUCACCCUCUGGCCCAUUGUCCGCGAGGACACCAGGUUGGUGGCCUCUGUGCUGCUAUGUGUUGUCGUGCUACUCCAUGCCCUCCUGGCCAUGGGCUGUAAGUUUUACUUUUUCCAGCCACUGCCUCUGGAGCACGUGACACCUGCGCCCCAGGCCACAUCUCUGCCCUCAGGCAUUCUGCAGACUGCCACCCCGCAAAGACAUGUGACAACCUAAGGCCCGAGCCUGCAGGUCCACCGUGAGGGGACACCUCUGCCUGCCCUGCCCCCCAGACGAUGACUGAAAGUUCCCUUGACAUCUCAAGAUCACUGGGCUACUUUCCAGACUUUUCUUACAAAGCAAACACUUUUAUUUUCUAUGCAAAGGUGA